This is a messenger RNA of Chelonoidis abingdonii (Abingdon island giant tortoise), 6077 nucleotides long. The record is from RefSeq and is a predicted model, not a curated record. NCBI's taxonomy places the organism in Eukaryota, Metazoa, Chordata, Testudines, Testudinidae.
AUGGGGUACGCGUCGAACUGGGAUACUUCAUUUAGUCGCCGGAAGUCGUUGCAAAACCUUGUGGUGCUGCCAUCCUCCCAGGUGCUACCACAGCCAGACGCCACAGUGGUUACACUGCACCUGGUAGAAGGGGUCAGACCCGGCUCAGUGAUUGGCUCGGUGGCGCCGCCUGAGGGCUCUGCACAGGGGCAUCUGACUUACACUCUCCUGGGAGGCGGUGGGGAUGGCACUUUUGUGGUGGACAGCAUGACAGGGGAGAUAUAUGUAGCGCGGGAGCUGGACUACGAGGUUGGGGCACAGCACACACUGCAUGUCAGUGCCGAGGACACACAGCGCGGCUACCCUGCCAGCCGGCUGGUGCUGGUGCAGAUCCAAGUGCAGGACUGUAACGACCAGGCACCUGCCUUUCCCGAGGACCCCAUCACUGUUGUGGUGCCCGAGAACACCCAGGCCGGCACAUCCAUCUUCACCUUCCAGGCUCUAGAUGGAGAUGGUGCUGGCCCCAACAGCCAGGUGUGCUACAGGCUGCUGCACCAGGAGCCUCCUGGCUCCCACUUCCAGCUGGAUGCCCACUCUGGACUGCUGAGCCUCCAGCAGGGGCUGGACCGCGAGGCUGCCCCCUCCUUUCUGCUGGUGGUGGAGGCCACAGACCAGGCCCGCAAUGUUAGCCAGCGCCGCUCCGCUGCCAUCACUGCCCGUGUCUUUGUGACAGAUGAGAAUGACAACGUGCCCGUCUUCCUCUCGCCAGCCACCGUUAGCAUCAGGGAGGACCAGCCCACUGGCUUUAUGGUGCUGCAUGUGGUGGCACGGGAUGGGGACCUGGGUGAGAAUGGGCGGGUGAGCUACACGGUGCAGGCAGGCAACGCUGAGGGCCGGUUCCACCUGAACCCCAGCACAGGUGCCCUCUCCAUUGUGCGUGCUCUGAACCGUGAGGAGGUGUCUCAGCACAACCUGACAGUGGUGGCCAUGGACCACGGCUUCCCGCGCUGCUCGUCCACGCAGCUGCUGACAGUGCUGGUGCUGGACGUUAAUGAUGAGGCACCUGCCUUCGAGAGGGCUGAGUAUGAGGCCAGUGUCAUGGAGAAUCUGCCAGCGGGCAGCCCUGUGCUGCAGCUGCUGGCCACAGACUGCGACCUGGGGGCCAAUGGGCAUGUAUCAUAUGGGGGCCUUUCUGGGGGUCCCUUCUCCAUCCACCCACAGACUGGACUUGUCACCACCAUGCAGUCCCUGGACCGGGAGAGGCGGGAGCAGCACGUGCUAACAGUCUAUGCCCGGGAUGGUGGCCUGCCCUCCAACCUGGCCAAAGUGACAGUGCGGAUCUUAGUGGGAGAUGAAAACGACCAUGCUCCGCUCUUCGAGAGCGAGUCCUGCUCCUUGGAGGUGCCUGAGAACCAGAGCCGCGUGGCGCUCUACACCCUGCGGGCCACAGACUUGGAUGCGGGCGAGAACGGGCGCCUGGAGUACCAUGUGAUGGAUGGAGACCCUGCCCAGGAUUUCAUCCUGGACCCUGCUUCUGGUGUGUUCUCCACCUCGCGCAGCCUGGACCGAGAGCUGGUGGCCUCUUACCAGCUGACUGUGGUGGCACGAGACCACGGCACACCCCAGCGCAGUGCCACUAUGUCUCUGAGUGUGCGGGUGCUGGACCUCAAUGACAAUGCACCACGCUUUGCACAGGCAGCCUACACUGUGGAGGUGCCUGAGGACCUGCCCGUCGGGGCACUGGUCCUGCAGCUGGUGGCACUGGACCCAGAUGAGGGCACCAACGGGCAAGUCUCCUACUAUCUGGGCAAUGAGUCGCUGGGCAUGUUCCAGAUGGAACCACAGAGUGGGCGCAUCACCAGUGCCCAGGCCCUGGACCGUGAGCGCCGCCCCACUUACAGCUUCCUGGCCAAAGCCGUGGACUUGGCAUCCUGGGAGCCCAAGAGUGCAACCGUGCGUGUCACAGUCACCGUGCGAGAUGUCAACGACCAUGUGCCUGCCUUCCUGCACAGCCCACUCUCCGUCAAUCUCUCCCGCUACACGCCACCUAAGCAGGUGGUGGCCACUAUGCAGGCUGAGGACAAAGAUGCAGGUGCCAACGCCUCCAUCCUGUACCGGUUUGCCACACCCAAUCCCAGCUUCGCCAUCAAUUCCUACACUGGCGCCAUCCAGUUGCUGCAGCCCCUAGGCUCUCUCAGUCAGCGCCAGCGCACCCUCUUCAUCCUGGCCACAGACUUGGGCCAACCAGCCCUCUCCUCCACUGGUGUGGUGGUGAUCUACCUUCAGGAAGAGAGCUACCGGGGUGUGCAUUUCCCCCACAGCACCAGAGACGUGGCCAUACCUGAGAAUGCCGCCACAGGCACUGCAGUGGUGAGCAUCCAGGCCAUACAUGCAGGGGGCUCCUCGGGGCGCAUCACCUACAGCAUCGUGAGUGGCAAUGAGAAGAAUGCUUUCCUCAUCCAGCCCAACUCAGGUGCCAUCUCGGUGCAGGACUCCAGCAGCCUGGACUUCGAAUCAAGCCCUCGGCUGCGCCUCGUGGUUCAAGCAGAGACUGCCACCUCCUUUGGCUUCAUGGCUGUGAACCUCAACCUGCAGGAUGUGAAUGACAACUUGCCACGCUUCCAGCUGCAGAAUUACGUGGCCUUUAUCUGGGAGUCACAGAGCUACGACUCCCCUGUCAUACAGGUUUUGGCUGACGACCUGGAUCAGGGUGCAAAUGGUCAGGUGACCUAUGCCAUCAACCAAUCGCUGCCCAUGAACGGGCUGUACCACAUUGAUGCCCAGAUAGGGACCAUCACCACUGCAGCCAUUCUGGACAGGGAGAUCUGGUCGCAGACCCGGCUGGUGGUGACAGCGAUGGACAGAGGGAACCCGCCCCUUAUUGGCUCGGCCACGCUGACUGUGGUGGUGAUGGACGUAAAUGAUAACAGCCCCACCAUCCCCCCACCCUGGGAGGUGCGGGUGCCCGAGAACACCCUACUGGGCACUGACAUCACCCAGGUGACGGGGAACGACGUGGACUUAGGCCCAGCGCUCUCCUACACGCUGGUGCCGGAUGGGGGCGCAGCAGGAACCUUCAGCAUCCUGCGCUACGGGGGCCACAUUGCCCUAACAGCACCACUGGACUACGAGCAGUGCAGCCAUUAUGUCCUAACCAUCCGCUCCUCCGACUCCCGGCACGAGACUGAGGCCAACCUCACUGUCAUCGUGGAAGAUAUCAACGACAACGCACCCACCUUCAGCCAGGGCCUCUACCAGGUGACAUUGCUGGAACACACGCCAGCAGGCAGCACCAUCCUCACCGUCAGUGCCACAGACAGGGACUCUGGCAGCAAUGGGAAGCUCACCUACCACCUGGCUGUGCCCAGCUCCGACAUCUCCAUCAACCCCAGCAAUGGAACGCUGUUCACCUCUCGCCGGGUGGAGCUGGACGCAAACCAGCCCACGCUGGACCUGGUGGUAGAGGUGCAUGACCACGGCUCUCCCAGUCUCUCGGCCUGGACCACAGUGCAGAUCCAGGUGCUGGAUGUGAAUGACCACAGCCCCACCUUCCAGCAGGCGCACUACAAUACCUGUGUCCCUGAGGACCUGCGCCCGGGCACCACUGUGCUGACGCUAGAGGCGGGUGACGCUGACCUGUCCCGGGAGAACGCCGGCUUCGACUACACCAUCGUCAGUGGCAACAGUGGCAAUGCCUUCCAGGUGGAGAGCCACAUGGGCUGGUCUCAGGGGCACUUGCGCACGCAGGGAGCCCUAGUGCUGGUGGAGGCACUGGACUUCGAAGCCGUCCCCAUCUACAACUUGACAGUGGCAGCCUCAGACCGGGGUGUGCCGCAGCGCAGCACGACCGUGCCAGUGCUUGUCACCGUGCUGGAUGUCAACGACAAUCCGCCGGUCUUUGCCCGGGCCGAGUACCACACAGCCGUGAGUGAGAGCACCCCCCUGGGCACCGAGCUGCUGCGGCUGGCAGCCCAUGAUGCCGACUCGGGCCCCUAUGGCCAAGUGCGCUACAGCAUCAGUUCUGGCGACCAGCGCAGGCUCUUCCAGCUGCAUGAGGCCACAGGAGCCCUGCGCCUGGCACAGUCCCUGGACCGAGAGACCCAGGCCCUGCACAGCCUGGUGGUGCAGGCAUCUGAUGGCCCUGGUGGGCACUUUGCCCUGGUGCCCAUCACCAUUGAAGUGAAGGACAUCAACGACAACAUACCCUACUUCCCGAUGGAGACACUGAGUGCCAGUGUGCGGGAGAACCUGCCGCCAGGCACUCUGGUCACCACUCUGCAUGCCAUCGACGCCGACACCGGGGUCUUCGGGGAGCUGCGCUACACUGUGCUGGAGCAGGCAGUGGGGGAGGUGGGAGCCCCUGAAGGCAGGGAUGUCUUCUUCAUCAACCGGACCUCCGGGGAGCUGCGCUCCCGCCUUGCCUUUGACUAUGAGCGUGCCAAGGCUUUCCAGCUACUGGUGCAGGCCACGGAUGCCGGCAACGCCUCAGCCACCGUCACUGUGCGGGUGCUGGUGACCGGUGAGGAUGAGUACAGUCCUGUCUUCCUGAGUCCGGACUUCAGCUUCCAGGUGCCUGAGGGCGCCCACAAAGGCCAGAGCAUUGGCCGGGUGCUAGCCACCGACGAGGAUGAGGGUGUGGACGGCGUGGUGCUCUACUCUUUAACUAAGCCCUCACCAUACUUUGGGGUCAACCAGACCACCGGCACCAUCUACCUGCGCGUGGACAGCCAGCCGCAGCCAGUAGGGCGGGCCAAGCGGGAGCCGCGGGAGAUGAACCUAGAGGUGCAGGCCCGCAGCCCCCUUCUUUCCUCCCGCUCAGCAUCUGCUCAGGUCUCCAUUGACGUCACUCACACCUCCUUCGGCCUGGUGCCGGACCUCAACUUGCUGCUGGUGGUAGCUGUGGCUGCCUCCCUGGGUGUGGUGGUGGUGCUGGCCACCGUAGCCAUCAUCUUGGUCCUGGUCCGCUCCUGGCACCAGCAGGGACACAAGAAGACAGAGCAGGACUCACAGCUCAACCGCAUGCAGAGUGACUCCUUGCAGAAGCUAGGCCAUGAGGAGCCGGUACUGCCCGGCAGUGACCACAUCUAUCACCAGGCCCUGCCAGGCUAUGGCAGCGAGUCGGCCGGACCAUACCCGCGGGGGGGCUCCCUGGACCCCUCUCACUCCAGUGGGCGUGGCUCAGCCGAGGCAGCCGAGGACGAUGAGAUCCGGAUGAUUAACGAAUACCCACGUGUGGCUAGCAUCACCUCCUCCAUGCAGGAGCACAUCUCAGCCCGCGGCCCCGACUCAGGCAUCCAGCAGGACGCUGACCAGCUCUCUGACAUCUCCUGUGAGCCUACCACCCUGGAGAGCGCCCAGUGGUUCAAGAGCAAGAAGGUCUCCAGCCUGCUGCUGCCUGGGCAGCCGCCCCAUCUGUACCGUGAGGAUGGGGGCAGUAGCACCUUCCUGGGCGUGGGCUGUGGCCUGAGCGUCUCCUCCCACCCCAAGGACUACACCUUCCCUGAGGACGGCAAGCCCUCUGUGGAGGGCUCCCUCACCGCCGUCGUGGCCAGUGAGGAGGAGCUCCGCGGUAGCUACAACUGGGAUUACCUGCUGAACUGGUGCCCCCAGUUCCAGCCCCUGGCCAGCGUCUUCACCGAGAUCGCCCGUCUCAAGGAUGAGAGCUCCCUGCGCAAGCCCUUCCAAGCCAAGCCCAAGGCAGAGCCCAAGCCCCGCAUUGAUCCUCCGCCCCUCAUCACCUCGGUGGCCCAUCCCGGGGCCAAGUCAGUGCCCCCCAAGCCAGCAGUGGGCAGGACCUUUCCGCACCUGUCCUCCCUGCGCCGCUCACCCAUCAGCCACGAGGGGUCCAUCUCCUCCUCAGCCAUGUCGCCCAGCUUCUCGCCCUCGCUAUCCCCACUGGCCGCCCGCUCCCCAGUGGUGUCACCUUUCGGUGUCUCCCAGGGGCCCUCAGCCUCUGCCAUCAGCGCCGAGCACUCGCUGGAGCUGCCUGAGGAAGCUGAGCUCAGGAUUUAACCCCAGGCUCCCAUGGACUCUCAACCCCUCCUGCUAUUCUCUGCAGCCUCCAGGCAAAGCAGGGGCGGGGGCAGAAGGGCUGGAUC